CACAAAGAAAGGUAUCCAACUAUCAACAAAAUAAAAAUGAUUGUAAUGUAUUCAACAAUACCUCCUACAACCCUAUUAAUCUUUUUUGUCAAUUCAAGCAUUCAUAGAUGCAUUCUGCAAGAUAAAGAAAACCCAGAUAAAGAAUUAACCAAACAAGGGAAAAAAAGAAACCAGAAUUUUGUAAACUCUAAUUAAAAGAGGAAAAAGACCCGUUCUUUACAUUAGAAAUACCAUAGUUUUAAUGUCUUAUGAAUAUAAUACAAUAUACUCAGGACUUUGAUCAGCGAGAUGUGAUGAUAACAAUAUACUCAGGACUUUGAUCAGAGAGAUGUGAUGAUAACAAUAAGAGUGAAGAAUUGUGAUUGGUUGGUGGGCAGUUGGUCCCGCGCUUUUCCUUUGACUUCACUUAUAAACUUCUUCUUCUUCUUCUUCUUCUUCUUCUUCUUCAAACACUUCCAAAACAUUUCGGUUUUGGGUUGUGUAUAUAUAAUGAGGCGGCGGCUAUCUUGCUGCUUCACCCGUCGAGAUUUGAAGGUCGUUUCUGAAGACAGUUCUUCACAGAGUUCAGAAGAGAAAAUGGACAAUCCGUCAAAGAUGACCAACAAUGGCAGUCAUGGGAUUCAAUUCGAGAAUUCGGAUGAGAACUUAAGGACUACGAGGAGCAGUUCUACUAACAAUGUCAUCAACAACCAUAACUUCACUGCAGGACUAGAUUCAUGGCAUCCUAAUUGUUGCGAAGCCUAUGUGUUCUCACCUGAUUCUGCUUGCAUUCAAGGGGAACUUGGUGGUCAUCAUGCAGUUAUCACGAACCGCGAGGAAACUUGGCAAGGAUUGGAGCAAGAUAUCACCAGCCGAGUCUCUACAGGUUCCACUUAUACGGUAGCUGCACAUGUCAGUAUAUCAGGUGCACUUCAGGGUUCUGCCGAUGUCCAGGCAACACUUAAGCUGGAAUACCCCAAUUCUCCUACUAGUUAUGUCUUCAUUGGGAGGAGGUCUGUUUCAGAGAAGUGCUGGGAAAUGCUUGAAGGCACAUUCUCAUUGUCAAAUAUGCCUGAAAGGGUGGUAUUUUAUCUGGAAGGACCUUCACCAGGGGUGGAAUUACUUAUAAAAUCAGUAGUAAUCUCUUGUUGUGGCCCCAACACUUGUCAUAACCAGACCAAAGGUUCUGACUUGUGUGAAGAAGAGAACAUCAUAGCAAAUCCCAAUUUUGAGGACGGCCUUAAUAACUGGUCGGGAAGAGGCUGCAAGAUUGUUUUGCAUGACUCGAUGGCAGAUGGCAAAGUUGUUCCACAAUCCGGGAAGUUCUUUGCAUCUGCUACAGAGCGCACUCAAACUUGGAAUGGCAUUCAGCAGGAGAUAACUGGAAAAGUUAAUCGAAAGCUUGCUUAUGAGGUUGAUGCAGUUGUCCGGCUGUUUGGUAAUGGUGCCACCAGUGCAGAACUCCGAGCCACAUUAUGGGUUCAGUCAGCAGAUCAGCGAGAACAGUAUAUAGGGAUUGCCAAAGUGCAGGCUACAGACAAAGAUUGGGUGCAGAUGCAAGGGAAAUUUCUAAUAAAUGGUUCUCCAUCUCGAGUGGUUAUAUUUUUGGAAGGUCCAUCUCCAGGCAUCGACAUACUCCUCAAUAGCUUGGUGGUAAAACAUGCGGCAAAAGUACCUCCUUCUCCUGCUCCCAUAAUUGCGGAUGCAGCUUUUGGUGUCAAUAUAAUUGCUAACAGCAACCUUACUGAUGGAACAAAUGGAUGGUUUCCACUUGGAAACUGCAACCUUAGCGUUGGAACUGGCUCUCCACAUAUACUUCCUCCCAUGGCUAGUGAAUCCCUUGGAGCUCAUCAGCCUUUAAGUGGUCGAUACAUUCUUGUGAAAAACCGCACCCAAAUAUGGAUGGGACCAGCUCAGAUGAUAACAGACAAGGUGAAACUCUAUCUAACAUAUCAGGUAUCCGCAUGGGUUCGAAUUGGUCCUGGGGCUUCUAGUCCUCAGAAUGUGAAUGUUGCUCUUAACGUGGAUGAUCAAUGGGUUAAUGGAGGACAAGCUGAAAUUGCGGAUGAUAGAUGGCAUGAAAUUGGAGGAUCUUUUCGGAUUGAAAAACAACCAGCUAAAGUAAUGGUUUACGUUCAGGGUCCUGCUUCUGGUAUUGACUUGAUGGUUGCUGGACUGCAAAUCUUUCCAGUUGAUAGGCAGGCUAGGUUCAGAUGCUUACGAAGACAAACAGAUAAGAUACGGAAACGUGACGUCGUCUUGAAAAUAUCAGCAGCAGAUUCAGGCAGUUUACUUGGCACAUUAGUAAGAGUCAAACAAACUCAAAACAGCUUCCCAUUUGGCUCAUGUUUGGCGAGGGAAAACAUUGACAAUGAGGACUUCACGAAUUUCUUCGUUAAAAAUUUCAAUUGGGCUGUCUUUGGGAACGAAUUGAAGUGGUACUGGACAGAAGCACAGCAAGGGAACUUGAACUACAAAGAUGCCGAUGAACUCCUGAACUUUUGCAUGAGCCAUAAUAUUCAAGUCCGGGGGCACUGCAUCUUCUGGGAGGUUGUGGAUGCUGUUCAACAGUGGGUACGCAAUUUGAACCAAACUGACUUGAUGACUGCUGUUCAAAACCGUCUGACAGGUCUCCUCACACGCUACAAGGGAAAAUUCCCACACUAUGAUGUAAACAAUGAAAUGCUGCAUGGUUCAUUCUAUCAAGAUAGACUAGGUAAAGAUAUCCGGGCCAACAUGUUCAAGACUGCAAACCAACUAGAUCCAUCAGCUAUUCUGUUUGUGAAUGAUUACCACGUUGAGGACGGCAGUGACACCAGGUCCUACCCUGAAAAGUAUAUGGAGCACAUACUUGAUCUCCAAAAACAGGGUGCACCUGUUGGAGGCAUAGGUAUCCAGGGGCAUAUAGACAGUCCAGUAGGACCUAUUGUGCGCUCUGCUCUAAACAAGUUGGGCGUGCUCGGUCUACCAAUCUGGUUCACUGAACUCGACGUGUCUUCUGCCAAUGAGCACAUUAGAGCCGAUGAUUUGGAAGUUAUGCUUCGAGAAGCUUUCGCUCAUCCAGCAGUAGAAGGUAUUAUGUUGUGGGGAUUCUGGGAGCUGUACAUGAGCAGAGAAAACUCGCAUCUCGUGAAUGCAGAAGGUGAUCUCAAUGAAGCUGGUCGAAGAUACCUCGCUCUUAGGGAUGAAUGGCUAACUCAUGCUCAUGGCCACAUUGAUGGACAGGGGCAAUUCUGCUUCAGAGGAUUCCAGGGUUCCUAUGAGAUGGAAAUUGUUAAUGAAAAAUCAAAAGUUACCAAGACCUUUGUAGUUGACAAGGGUGAAGAUCCACUGGAAAUCGCCAUAAGUCUGUAAAGUUCUCUCUCACUGAAACGCCUUGUAUUUAUCUUACAGUGUAUAUGAGUGUGAAAAAAAGAAAAACCGUAUAUAAAGAAAAAUCAUGAAAAUAAUACUGUGUAUCUGAAUUGUAAAGACUGAUAUAUUUCUUCAAGCUUGAAAGCAAUUAAAGGCAUGAAAAAAGUUGAUGAUUUUUCUUCUGGAGUAUUUUAUUGAGCUCUUUGUUGAUUUCUUUGCCAUGGUUUCUAAUCAAAAUGGUCUAUCGGCAAAGUAGCCUACAACAAGGGUAGAAGAAACUAUUGAAUAAGUGAAACCCUUAACCUGAAGUAGUAAAUAUAAUUUUUAAUUUAUACGAAGGGAUGCAUGUUCUUCUUCAAUUCGUUAGUUAACCAGCUUUUCAC
This is a messenger RNA of Oldenlandia corymbosa var. corymbosa, 3716 nucleotides long. Lineage: Eukaryota; Viridiplantae; Streptophyta; Magnoliopsida; Gentianales; Rubiaceae. The record is from the annotation of a GenBank genome assembly.